Messenger RNA from Diversispora eburnea, 924 nucleotides. The record is from the annotation of a GenBank genome assembly. Lineage: Eukaryota; Fungi; Glomeromycota; Glomeromycetes; Diversisporales; Diversisporaceae.
AUGAAUACUGAAGAGCAAACAGUACAAACUGAAAAACUCAGUAAAGAAGCUUACGCAUAUAAGUUUUGGCAAGAAUUUCAGGAAGAACGAACGGUUAUCCAAAAAUCACUGAAAGAAUUAUAUCUAAAACCGAAAUCAAAAAUUCCUUCAUUAUGUGAAGGAAUUUUACAACGUAUAAAUGAAUUGGAAAAGAAAGCCACAGAUGCAAUAAGAUUUCUACCAGCUUAUGAUCAACGACAAACAAAUUUGCAAGUUCGAGAUCUGAUCGAAGAUCUUAUAAAAGAAAUUUCUGAAAUUAAAACUUCAAAUAAUGAAAAACUUCAAACAAUCACUAUUAAUGAUCACCAAAAUACUUACAUUAAUAUUAAUUCUUAUUUGAACUCAUCAUCUUCAGAAAGCAAAGUUUUUGAUUUUCAAAUAUCAAAUUUAGAUCACUGUAUUGUGAAUCUUGUUAAUUCUACUGUUUCUAUAGGUGCAAUACAUAUUAAAGGAUUAAAGAAUACAAUAAUAAUGUCUGGACUUGUUGGAAGUUCAAUAUUAAUUUAUGACUGUGAGAGAUGUUCUUUUUUAGUUGGAUGUCAUCAGUUUCGAAUGCAUACAUCCAAACAAAUGAUAAUUUAUCUUCAUGUAACAAGUCAUCCAAUUAUUGAAGAUUGUCAUGAUAUUGAAUUUGCUCCAUACACAUUAACAAAUCCCGGAUUGAAUCAAAUGUUUGAGACAGCAAAUUUGGAUCAAGCAAACAAUAAAUAUGAUAAGGUUGAAGAUUUUAAUUGGUUAAGAAAACAAGCAUCACCAAAUUGGAGAGUUAUUCCGAUCGAGAGAUUACGUAAAGAUUGGUCUUUGCUUGAAGUUGAUGAUCCAAAUAAUAUAACAGAAGAAAGUAUCAAGAGUAUUUUGAACAAGAUUUUGUUCACACCAAACUAA